UCAUAAACUAAGAAAAGGAAAAGAGUGCAAUCCGUGCAAUCUAAAAGUGAUUUUCCUUCAAAACAAAACACCGACACCACCAGUUGAUUUAAGAAAUAAAUCGAAAAGUGCAAACCGUUUUGCAUUCUAGACUAAAGCCCUAAUGCUAUGGCAUUCCGACGAUUUUCGUUAUUUUCACACGGUUUUUGUAGCAACAAAUUCCUGAUUAUUCCAACUUUUCGCUUAUCAUCGUCUUCAAGUGCCACAGUUACAGUAAGUCAUACGGACGAUACGCACUUAAUACGAUUGAUUGGAAUUAAUCGACCGUUGAACCGUAAUUGUGUAAACAGUAGCACAGCUCUACAGCUCUUUGAAGCUUUUCAAACGUUCGAAAAUGACCCUACUUCACGUGUAGCUAUUUUGUACGGUGAAGGUGGUAAAUCUUUCUGUGCUGGUUACGAUUUAAAAGAGGUGUCGUCUGGAGGGGUGUCUCUUAAACCUUAUGAUAAAAACGAAAAUGCACCGAUGGGACCGAGUCGUAUGCUUCUUAAAAAGCCAUUGAUUGCUGCUAUUUCGGGUCCGUGUGUUGCCGGCGGUUUAGAGCUAUCACUUCUAGCUGACAUGCGGGUGGGAGACAAAUCAUCAAAAUACGGAGUACUCUGUCGUCGAUUCGGAGUACCAUUGAUCGACGGCGGCACUGUUCGAUUACCUCGUUUGAUUGGUCUCUCACGUGCACUUGAUUUAAUUUUAACUGGCCGAACGGUUGACGCAGACGAAGCAUUUUCAAUCGGACUAAUUAAUCGCAUUGUACCUGAUGGUGAAAGUUUAUCGGCAGCGAUUCAACUUGCUAAUGAUUUACUACGCUUCCCGUAUGAGUGCAUGAAUGCCGAUAGACUGUCGGCUCAUUUUUCUGUAUCCAAUUCUGUGGACGAUGGCCUAGAGAACGAAUAUGAAUGUGGACGUAAAUUGAUUGAAAAAGUAUCAAUACCCGGUGCCAAACACUUCGUCGAACAGAAACAGGGGCGUGGUGGAACUUACGAUGAUGUGAAGUGAAGAGAUUUUUAUUAGAAUAAAGUUUUACCAAUCGA
This is a messenger RNA of Bradysia coprophila, 1067 nucleotides long. Its product is annotated as enoyl-CoA hydratase EchA19-like. NCBI's taxonomy places the organism in Eukaryota, Metazoa, Arthropoda, Insecta, Diptera, Sciaridae. The record is from RefSeq and is a predicted model, not a curated record. Gene Ontology annotation, molecular function: catalytic activity.